Capsicum annuum is the source of this 2267-nucleotide messenger RNA. Its product is annotated as APO protein 2, chloroplastic. The coding region runs from base 560 to 1870 and encodes 436 amino acids. The transcript is spliced from 4 exons. NCBI's taxonomy places the organism in Eukaryota, Viridiplantae, Streptophyta, Magnoliopsida, Solanales, Solanaceae. The record is from RefSeq and is a predicted model, not a curated record. Gene Ontology annotation, molecular function: RNA binding.
UUAAGGUAACACUCAAAACUUUCUCUAAUUUAAUUUCAGUAUUUCUUUUUCCUUUUUUUCCUUUUUUUCCUUUUGUACUUUAAUUUUUUGUUAAACACCAUUUUUUUUUUCCAUAAUUUUAUUGGGUUAUAGCUUCUUCUUCUUCUUCUUCUCUUUUUGGGAUGCUUUUGAGUCAUUUGGAUAAAUUUAGUUAUGUUUUUUUUUUUUUGGAUUAAAAUUCAAUUCAACAUUGAAAAAUGGGCAAACAACAUAAAUCUCAACAGUUUGGAGUUUAAUUAGAGAAAAUCUCAGACAGUUUGGAGUUUAAUUACAGAAAAUCUCGACAUUUUGCAUUUUUUGGGUUUGUCGAGAUACAUAAUUAGCUCCCGAUACACCCAAUGUGAUACAUUUUUUUCUUCGUAAAGAUACAUAAUUAGCUCCCAAUAGAUAUAUUUUUUUAAUUUUGGGUCUGUCGAGAUACAUAAUUAGCUUUAGAUCGAUAGAUACAUUCAACGAAGAUACACAAUUAGUUGAGAUUUUUGUAAUUACUUUGUAAGGGUGGAAUUUUGUGUAAAUAUGAAUGGAUAGUGUGUGUCUAAAUUCCAUAGUCACUACCACAGUUUUAGUGCAUAGCAAAGGGAGAAAUCAACAACCUAAAUGCAGAAUUUUGAGAUGCAAUCCACUGCUGAAUUUAAGUUCACUUGAUUCUUUGAAGCGAACUUGCAGUGGGGUGGCGCUUGAAUUGAAGCUUAAAAGUCCAUCGGAGAAGUUAUGUCCUGUCCAAGUCGUUCGUAUUAGAUGUGAUCAUCCACAAAAUGCAGAUUUGCCUCGUUACUAUUCAAGGAAAGAGAAGAAGCCCUUCCCAAUACCUAUUGUGGAGCUACGUAGAGCUGCCAGGGAUAGAAUGAAAAAUCGACUACCUAAAAGACGUGUACCUCCACCAAAGAUCGGAUUGGUUAUCAAAAGCCUAGUACCUGUUGCGUAUAAUGUGUAUAACGCACGGAUAACAGUGAUUAACAAUCUCAAGCGGCUCAUGAAAGUGGUAGCUGUGAACGGCUGCAAGUGGUGUAACGAAAUCCAUGUAGGACCAGUCGGGCAUCCGUUCAAGUCAUGUAGAGGAUCAAAAGCUUCGCAACGUAAAGGACAUCAUGAGUGGGGAAAGGCAGUUAUUGAAGACAUAAUAGUGCCACUUGAAGCCUACCAUCUAUACGAUCGCCUUGGGAAACGAAUUUCACACGAGGAGCGAUUUUCUAUCCCUCGAAUCCCUGCAGUAGUGGAGCUUUGUAUCCAAGCGGGCGUUGAUAUACCUGAAUAUCCCACGAAAAGGAGAAGAAAGCCAAUCAUAUGGACCGGAAAAAAUGAAUUCGUUGAUGCAGAUGAAAGCGAAUUGCCUGAUCCCGAACCAGAAUCUCCAAAGCCACCAAUGUUAACCGAGAUACCUUAUCCAGAGGUAGAACCACCGUCGAGCACUGAAGAAACAGUGUUGCUAGCUGAAGAAACGCUCGAAGCGUGGGAAAAAAUGAGGGUCGGAGCGAAUAAGCUGAUGAAAAUGUAUCCGGUGAGAGUUUGUGGAUACUGUCCAGAAGUACAUAUUGGUCCAAGUGGACACAAAGCACAAAACUGUGGAGCUCACAAGCACCAACAACGAAAUGGACAACAUGGUUGGCAGACAGCAGUGCUAGAUGACUUAAUACCACCGCGAUACGUGUGGCAUGUACCCGAUGUAACUCAACCGUUGCAACGAGAGCUUCGGAGUUUUUAUGGUCAAGCUCCUGCAGUGAUAGAAAUAUGUGUACAAGCUGGUGCUGAAGUACCUGAGCAAUACAAGCCAACUAUGAGGUUUGAUGUGGGGAUUCCUAGCAGUAUCAAAGAAGCAGAAAUGGUUGUUUAAGUUGUUUCAUUUCUCUGCUCCAACAACAACAACGACGACGACUUACCCAUUGAAAUUCUAGUAGUAGGGUUUCGGGAGGGUACAGUGUAGCGAAAAGCUUACCACUACCUCAUGGAGGUAGAGAGGCUGUUUCUGGACGACCCUCGAGUAGUGGGGUCUCGGGAGGGUAGAGUGUAGCGAAAAACUUCCGCUACCUCGUGGAGGUAGAGAGGUUGUUUCUAGACAACCCUCGGCUCAGUGGGGUCUGGGGACGGUAUAAUGUAACGCAAACCUUACCAUUAUCUCUUGGAGGUAGAGAGGUGGUUUCUGGACGACUCUCGACUCAUUUAUCUGCUCCAAAUUGUAAAAAUGACCUUUUGGAAUGUAUAAUUAAUUGACCAUAGCAAGUUCCACAUCA